UGUUUCUAUGCAGUGUCCUUCAGGCAUACAAUCACUGCAUGAUUUAGAGGGGGAAGCGCAUGCUAGCCAGAGGGAGGAUGGGGGUUGUGGUAAACUAGCUUGUUAUAUAUCCUGUUGGGAGGGGUGGCGGGUGAAUUGGUGAUAGGAUAGCCCCAUGGUUGUGUCAGAAAUUCACCUGCCUGCUUGUCCAUCUUCCCUGAGCCUCUUCCACAGCCCGAGCAGCAUCCCCCAGCAGCUCCUUGGUUUUUAAAUUGAUCUGCCAGAGAGAAACGUUUCCCUCGUGUGGAACUGGCACUGAGUUUACCCUUGCCUGAGGCCUACGCUCAUGCCUGGGCCAGCUGCAGGCUUCCAAGCUGUGAUGCUGCCCUGGGUGGAACCUGUUAUGGCCUGGCAGCUCGAGCUGUGCAGGGCUGAGGAACUGGAGGCUGCUGGCAGGGGAGGUGCAUGUUCUUGCUCUCGGUAGCAGCAGUUGUUUGUAUUAUGGUAGCACGUAGAGGCUGGAACCCCAUGCUGGAUGCUGCACAGGAUCAUAACUGGAGACAGUCCCUGCCUCAAAGAGCUCGCAAGACAAAGGGUCGGAGGGAAAAUGGGGGAAGUCACUUGGCUGGGGUUGCCCAGUAGGUCUGGGGAACAAAGCCCAGCAUUCCUGAGUCCCAGCCUGGUGCCCUGGCCAUGGGCCCCCCCAGCCCCAUAUGCUGGCUUUGAGACCGGACUGUGGGGUUAAUGGCGCAGAGGGGGCUGGCCUCAUCCAUUCUUGCAACAUCAAGUGCGAAGGUCAGGCUCCCCGCACAAGGGUACGAACGCUGACGUCAAAGGAAGCAGCUGGUGAUUCACUAGCUCUUCUGGUCCUUUGUCUCUCUGGCUGUAACUCAUCUGGGAAAUGUCAUACCAUCCUUGAGUGUUAUCGUUCCACUGUCAGUUUGCCCACCCUGCUGGGAGAUAAUCCAGCCUCUGAAGGAGAUAUUGGCCCUGCCAAUACAGGCUUUUUGAAAACCUCAGUGUAGGGGGACUUCCCCUUCCCUUGGAUGACUGCAUCUGUACUGCACUGCAGAGCAGUGCCUAUGGGGAGACCUGGGCUUUGUCCCCUGCUAUAUUCAGAGAUUCCCAGGCCAGAAGAGAAUCUGGGGGGGGAGGGAUAGCUCAGUGGUUUGAGCAUUGGCCUGCUAAACCCAGGGCUGUGAGUUCAAUCCUUGAGGGGGGGGCCAGUUAGGGAUCUGGGGCAAAAACUGGGGAUUGGCCCUGCUUUGAGCAGGGGGUUGGACUAGAUGACCUCCUGAGGUCCCUUCCAACCCUGAUAUUCUAGGAUUCUAUGACUGCUGUGAUCAGCUAGUCAGGCCUCCAGUGUAACAGAGGCUGGAAACCCUCCCGAAAAUCAUCCUUAGAGCAGAUCUCUGUGGCCAGUGAUGGAGAAUCCACCACGCCCCUCGGCAAAUUGUUCCUGUGGUUAAUCACCCUCAGUGAUUCAUCUCCCAGCCAUUGGAUUGUUGAGCACGUCCCCCUGUAUGCCUCAGUUUCCCCCACUGUAAAAUGGGAUGAUGGUACUGACCUCUUCGAGCUCUAUGGAUGGAGGGGCAUAUAAAAGCCAAGUGCUACUGCUGUUCAUUAAGGUUGCUUCGGUUAGUACAUGCGGUCCUGCUUUGAGCAGGAGGUUGGAUUAGAUGACCUCCUGAGGUCCCUUCCACCCCUGAUAUUCUAUGAUUCUAUGUCCUGCAGGGUUCGAAUCCUGCACCGUGCCCUGGGGAGAGGAUGAGCCAGUCAGCCUUCUCCGUCUCGAGGGGCAGAUGUGCUGGGAGAACGCCCAAAGCCAAUGGUUCUGUUCAUUCCCAGGAGACUCUGGGGGCAGCUGAGUUCAGAAGCCCACUCAAGGCACUGGGGGGUGUGGGGCUUCUGAGGGUGCAGGUAUAUACAUAAUGGGUCGGCCCCGUGCUCAGAGAUGCCAGUGUAGCACCACGCCAUGAUUCCAGCCUACUUUCCCCCAUCCUCGCUCAAACAGGGUGGGACUGCUGCCACCCCCUCCCCCCGCAGCGGCAUCUUUCCUCAGCCAGGUCUGCUCCCGUCGCUGGGAGGCUCUGCUAACUCUCCAGGGGCUGGAUCCUCUCACGCCCAGCGUCCAAACUGAAUCCGCAGGGAGCUGCACUGACAGACCAGCCCUCAUCAUGGGAUAUGCCCCUUGUGCACACGGCUGGCUCGGGUACGAGCAGCACACAGGGUCUCUGUUUUGCUAAUGCUCUGCCCAAGGCUAGUGACUCCACUGGCUUUCUAAGGCUGCUUCUCCCCCCCAGCACCUUCUUUAAAAAUCAUGUUUUCAAAGUUAAAGGACACUUCCACCAGCCCUGCCUGUUACAACUAGAUCUGUGUUUCCAAAUCCAUGCAACUCGUUCCUUAGGGCACCGGUGCUCCAUUCAGUUACCCUGGCCUGGCACUCCCGAGCCCCUCUACAAUAGCCAGACAGUGCCUGUGAGCUACUCGCCAAACGGUGAGCUACUCUUCACCUGUGCUAGGUGAAGGCAGGUUCCGUUGCCAACCCCCUGAGCCAUCCAGUGCCCUUCCCUGUGACCCCCCCACACCCACUGAUCCAGGGUUACGGAGCAGCUCACGCCAUGUAUGACAGUCUCUGGGUCCUAGCUGGCCAAUCAUGGGGGAGAAAAACAACCCUGCUUGGGGCGAACUGCAGUGUCUAAGUCGUGGUGACCAUGUCUAACUAUCACUGCACUGUUUGGUCCCUCCCUGGGAGACGGCCGCUCUCACGGUGUGCUGGACACCUGCAUUCGGGUGGCGCCAGGCUAUCGGUACUCAUAGUUCAGCAGGAACUCCAAGCACUGGCCUGCUGGCGGCCUUUGCUUUGGGACUAGGUCCAGCUAACUGUGCUCAGCCGUCGCUCUGGAGAGAGAACGUCUGGUUGGCUGCAGAGAGUUAACGUAGCCAAGGGAGGAUAUGUCUGUUCCCUUAAUCAGCUUUGCCUCUUGUAACGCUGCCCACAUGACAGAUGCAUGAGAAGGGUUUGGCCUUGGCCCCCCGCAGGCCUGGGUAAGUGAUGUCUUUUCUUAUCUCUCUGCUGACUAACCAGCAUCCUUCAGCGGGAGUAUUUAAGGCUGCGAGUGAGGAGAGCUGCAGCAGAGAAGCGCUAGUCCAGCAGAGGCAGCCCUGGAGACACUGACGCUGGACGCCUGAGCUGCAACCAGAAAAGAAAAAUGCUGCCAGCAACUUUCAAACUGUGUGCCGGGAUCUCCUAUAGGCAUCUGCGCAACAUGACCGGCUUGAGGAGGCAGGCUGCUGUUGCCAUCAGCCAGGAACUGAAUAAACUCGCCUUUGCUGGCCCUGGUCCCAGUAAAUGGAUCAACCAAGUUCGCAGGAGGAGCUCCUUACUUAGCUCCAGGUUGGAGGAGAAGCCGUUCAGUGAAGUGGAGAUGUCCUACAUUAAACAGGGAGAGGAAGCCCUUCAGAAAUCGCUCAGCAUCCUCGGGGAACAGGAUGGCUGGAAAACUGAGACCAUAGCGGGGAAUGGGGACAAAGUGCUGAGCAAGAUGCUCCCAGACGUUGGGAAGGUAUUUCGGCUAGAGGUGGUUGUGGACCAGCCCUUGAACUCUGUGUAUGAUGAGUUGGUGGAAAGAAUGGAGCAGAUGGGAGACUGGAAUCCAAGCAUCAAGGAAAUCAAGAUUCUCCAGAAGAUUGGGAAAGAUACUGUGAUAACCCAUGAGACUGCUGCGGCCACGCCUGGCAAUGUGGUGGGACCACGGGACUUCGUCAGCGUGCGGUGUUCUAGAAGACGUGGCUCAACGUGUGUCCUGGCAGGGAUGGCCACAAACUAUGGAGCGAUGCCAGAACAGAAGGGAUUUAUAAGAGCUGAGAACGGUCCCACCUGUAUGGUUCUCCAUCCACUGCCUGAAAAUCCUUCACAGACCAAGUUAACCUGGCUACUCAGCAUUGACCUAAAGGGCUGGCUGCCUAAGACAAUAAUCAACCAAGUCCUUUCCCAGACCCAGGUGGACUUUGCCAACCACCUGCGCAAGCGCUUGGCUACUCCAACUGCUGUCAGCUGCUGAACCCUCAAGAACUAUUAACCUUCAGCAACAGCCAGAAGCCUACCUGAUGCUUAGAUUUCGCCUCAGAGGUGAUUAUCCUGUGUAGUGUUACCUGAGACAUGCUUUGGGGCUUUUCUGGGGUAAAUGAAUGGGUUCAGGUUUCUAAUGCUGCAUUGAGUUUGCUGGGCUCCCUUCUUAGCUGAACAUAUCAGACUUGGUGGUGUAGGCAGCCACUUCAAAAUCCCCCAGAAGGUGUGUUUGACUGAAAAGGCUACUGCUCCGUGCUCUGCAACAGCUUGUGAUAGUUUCACAGCGAAACUACUUCUGAUCAAACAGGGGCUGGAUGUCAAGGCACCCAGUAGAACACUCAGCGAGAGCUCCAGGUUAACCCUUGCUGUACAGGAACACACUCUUUAGCUUUAAGAUCAGAAGUGAGUUAUAGGGUUAAUACAUAACUCAAGGCAUCUUGCAAUAUCCAAAAAAUCAAUCCCUGUGCAGAUCCUAUUACUGAAUUGUUAGUGCAAUUUGCCAAUUUAUACCAAGCUAGCUUUGUUUAAUUUAAAUGUGCCAAUGUAAGUUACUUUGCUGCUCUUUUCUGUCAGCGAACUCUAAGCAGCCCUGGUCUGUUGGGUACAAAUUUAGCAUGUACUUACACAGCCCCCUCUGAAAGUGGGCAGGAAUAACUUGUCUUAGUUUUGAAUAGGCUGGAUAGUGUCUGAUUUCUCAUAAGACAUUUUAUACAGUUAACAUCGUAGGACAGUGCAUCUUUGUAAGCUUACACUUUUACCUAAGAACCCAAUACACCAGCAUUCGUUUUGCACUCAGUGGAAUUCAGCUGUAGGAAGUUAAUUUAUAAAGCCAGUUUGCAGGUAUUUAUUUUUCAUGCAUAAUGGACUAUUUAAUAUUUAUUCUCAGUGACCAUGGAGCUCUAAGCAAGUUUAUUUUAGGGGGUGGGGGUUCCUUAUCCAGUAGGGAAAUCUUAAGCAAUGCUUGACUUCCCUAGAACCAACCAGUUCCUGUACCCUGCUGAGAUAAGACUGUUGCUAUGCAGAACUCUGCAAAUAUUUCAGUGUAAUUCUGUAGUAGCCUAAUGUACUGACUCAGUUUGAUGUAAGAUGUAUAGAUGCUGAAAAAGAUUAAAAUUCUUGCCUGGCUCUCUUUAAUCCAGACCACAGAGUGCCAAUGUAACAACUUCA
Caretta caretta (loggerhead turtle) is the source of this 5218-nucleotide messenger RNA. It is a transcript of the gene STAR, whose product is annotated as steroidogenic acute regulatory protein. Gene Ontology annotation, molecular function: cholesterol transfer activity; cholesterol binding. Gene Ontology annotation, biological process: intracellular cholesterol transport; steroid biosynthetic process; regulation of steroid biosynthetic process. The record is from RefSeq and is a predicted model, not a curated record. Gene Ontology annotation, cellular component: mitochondrion. NCBI's taxonomy places the organism in Eukaryota, Metazoa, Chordata, Testudines, Cheloniidae.